This is a messenger RNA of Mobula hypostoma (lesser devil ray), 2341 nucleotides long. Its product is annotated as cyclin-dependent kinase-like 2. Gene Ontology annotation, cellular component: nucleus. Gene Ontology annotation, biological process: negative regulation of axon extension; positive regulation of dendrite morphogenesis; protein phosphorylation. NCBI's taxonomy places the organism in Eukaryota, Metazoa, Chordata, Chondrichthyes, Myliobatiformes, Myliobatidae. Gene Ontology annotation, molecular function: protein serine/threonine kinase activity; ATP binding. The transcript is spliced from 13 exons. The record is from RefSeq and is a predicted model, not a curated record.
AUGGAGAUGUACGAGAAUCUAGGUCUCGUGGGAGAGGGUACUUACGGAUCAGUGAUGAAAUGCCGACACAAAGAGACAGGACAAAUAGUCGCCAUCAAAAGAUUUCAAGAUCGAGAAGAUGACAGAUUGGUCAAGAAAAUUGCUGUGAGGGAAGUACGAUUUCUGAAGCAAUUUAGACAUGAAAAUCUAGUAAACCUUAUUGAGGUGUUCAAGCAAAAGAAGCGUUUAUUCUUGGUGUUUGAAUUUGUUGACCACACUGUUUUGGAUGAUUUGGAACGGUUUCCAAAUGGUUUGGAAACUAAAAAGCUCAGAAAGUGCCUCAUCCAGGUGUUACGAGCCACCGAGUAUCUUCACAAGAACAACAUAAUUCAUCGUGAUAUCAAACCUGAAAAUGUCUUGGUCUCCGGGUCUGGUGUCGUUAAACUCUGUGAUUUUGGCUUUGCCCGUACAUUGGCUGCACCAGGAGAGACUUACACAGAGUAUGUGGCCACUCGCUGGUAUAGGGCCCCAGAGUUAGUAGUCGGUGACAACAAAUAUGGAAAACCUGUGGACAUUUGGGCAUUUGGAUGCAUGAGCAUUGAAAUGGCGACAGGACGUCCCUUUCUGCCUGGGAACUCUGACUUAGACCAGAUCCAUAAGAUAGUGACUCAAGUGGGAAACUUAACGCUGCACCUCAAGAGUCUUUUUAGCAAAAAUCCUGUAUUUGCCGGCGUAUGUCUACCAGAUGUCCAGAGGUCAGAAUCACCAGGAAAGAAGCUGGCAAAAUGUAAUCCUUUGUUGACUCUGCUGGUGAAGAAAUGCUUACAGAUGGAUGCAGACAAGAGAGCUUCAUCCACAGAGCUUCUAAAACAUGAAUAUUUCACAGCAGAUGGAUUCUCAGAAAAAUUUAUCCCAGAGAUUCAAGCUCAAGUCCUCAAGGAUAUGAAAGAUAAUCUGCUGUUAAUUAGAAAACGUAAAAACAUCAGCAAAGAAAUUUCAGAAUAUGAAAAGGCACUGCUAGCUGUAAAACAAAGCACUAAAAAGCAUGGAAAGGACACAAUAAAGGAUAAGGAGCCUAAAAGCAGGAAGUACAAACGUAUUAGCUCGAAAGGAGAAGCAACAAAGGCUGAUCAAGUAGAUCAUCCAGCUGUUUGGAAACCUUCUCCAAAGCCGCAGGAAGACGCUCUGGGAAAUCCUUCUGCAGGAACUGAAGAAAUAGAAGGAAGCCUCAUGGCUGGAACUGACGGAAGGUAUACUAAUGGCAGUAACACAAGUCCAGCAGUUACUUCCCUGAAGGAUCUGAACAAUGGUGGGGAAGGUGUGAACAACACACCAGUGACAACUAUCCCUCCCAUUGGCACGCAUGCCAGAAUAACCACUUCUGUGUCUCCGAACAAAAAUCUCAAUAAUGACACCAAUGAAACAUCAAUUUUGAACUCAAGGAUGCAAGAGAAAGUGAAGAUAAAAUCAAGCCCCUGUGGCAACCAGAUGACUGAAAUACUUCCAGCACCAGAUCUAAUUCCUGGAACCCCCUGCCCAAGAACAUUAUAGAAGAAGUCCUUCAUGAGAAGGACUUCAGUUGAUGAGGACACUGAUCUCGGUGAGCAACCUGUACAAACAGAUCAAGAGCUUAAUGGAACAAAAAAAAAGCCAAAAUCCACAAAGACAGGGAAGAGAGAUCUCCAUUUUCCUGAGCUCCCGUCAACUGGCUAUCCAGUGGAAGGGAAGGGGUUGGAAGGAAAAUGCAAGCUGCUGAGAAAAGAGUUGAGAAUCCCUUUGUUGGUGAUUUCUGACCAGGAUCAAACUAGGAACACUUUCCACCAGGCCACGGGAGAUUCACAGAAAGCCAGAAACUCUGCAUGCAGAAUGCAUUGCCCAGGAUGAAAGAUUUCCAUGUAAUAAAGCCUGUCAUUGCUGAUGGGAGAGUGUGCCACAUUUAUUUUAGCUAAAUUAAAACAAAGCCAUUUUUUGAAAAUUCUUUCUUUUCAGCACCUUCUUGAUGUGUAAUUCAGGAUAGAUCGCAGGGGGAGAUAAAUCUAGGGGCCUUGUACUCUUAACAUAGUUCCAAUUAGAAUUUUUAAAAUUGAAAUAUGCACUUGCUUCAAACUACCAUUCCAUGAGGAAUAAUGCUAAUUGCCAAAGUGGUGGGAGAAUGAUAAAAUAUAUUUGUAAAUUUUACAAUAAUCUGAGCAACUGACUGUUAUUUUUGAGGAGUUACUUAUACUUUCUUCUUGCCUUGUAAGACCUUGAACCUUUAAGUGUAUUUUGUCUAAUAGGAAGUUGUGCUGUACGUGGUCAGGAUGUGCUUAAGCUAGCUUCGAUUACUCACAGUUUUUGAUGAUAGAAGUAAUUCUGACCUCGG